AUGGAUAUCACCAGUUCGAUCGUCUCUGAGCGCGAGCGGGCUCUGCUGGGAGGAGACUAUGAUGCCUACCAUGCUCAAGCCACCCGGAAAAUCCACAACCUCCGCAGGCGACUUGGUGCCGCAACUCGGGGGAAAAAAUACACUCCCAAGGCCCCAGUGACUGUAGAGAAUGUGUCCAAGAAUGCAGAAUGGGUGCAACUGCUUCUGGCCAGCUCCGAGCGAGCAUGGGCAUCUUCUAUGGCCAUGAAAUCGGCCCAGUCGGCAGAAAACACCCAGAAGCCCAUGCCCGGCUCCACGAAACGACAAAUCGCUUCCAGGCUUCGAAGAGCCAUUACCUACGCCGACAAUCUUGUGACGAUCCUGCAAGAUCGCAGCGCGACCGGCGCAAAAACGAUAGACGAACUCGAGGCACGUGCUUAUCUCGCCAUGUUAAGAGGAAGUCUGGAUUUCGAGAAGGGAAGAUGGCAGGGAUGUAUUCAGAAUUACUCCAUCGCUCAGGUUGUGUACACCACAUUGGCGCGCUCAUCGAAGACGGAUACGUACAAGGAACUGUUAUCAGGCAUCGUCGAACCCAGUAUUCGUUAUGCCGCAUACCAGAUGAAGAUGCCCCGCACAAAAGCCAUCAAUGACAUCGCUAUUGAGAAUUUCCCUCCUAGCGAAACCACUGUCCGGAAGGAGAUUGAGAGCAUCAAUCCACAGUCAUUCUCGACUGGGACAGAGGCUGCCCCCACGAAAGGAGGUCCCAAGGAAAUCCCCUCAACAAUAUCCUGGAGGGGUAGGAAAGUGAACCUGGAAGACGCCAACAUCUCUGAAGCCCUCGGUCUCGCUAAAGAACGGGAAGAUGAGUUGAACACAGCCUACAAAUCUUUCAAAGAUGGAUCUCUAAGUGCCAACGACCUAGCAACCGCUUACGAAGAAGUCAUCACCGCUCGUCAGGACGCCGCGGAUGCCACGAAGACUGCCAUUGACGAGCUGAUUGCCGAAGGCGUUGACACUGGCGAUGCUCGCCUGCAGUCACUACAAAUAACUCGUACGGCAGUUAAUUACGGCGUGAUCGAAUGGCGGAUUGGACGCAAUAGGGUCCUUUGUGGUGCCACGGAUGACGGUCUCGCUUUUGAGUCCGAGAAGCCUACAAAGGCCCUGAAGCCACGCAAGGACGGCAAAACCCGCGCCCCCAAGGAGGAGAGUUCAGGUCGCAAGCUAUCGAGGUUGCGGGAGAGGGUUGCACUCUACGACUCGAUUCUGCAGAGUCUCGAUGCUGUCAAGGAAUUACCUGGUGUCAUUGCGGACAGCGCUUUUGUGGACGAGCUUGAUGCAAAACGAGCAUACUUCCGUGCUUUGAAGUGUUUGGCUGUUGGCCGGUCACAUGCGAUCAGUGACCAUAUACCAAAUGCGUUGGCCCUGUAUGCUCGAGCACUUGGGCUGGCAGAGAGUGCCACAGCCGCGUUGAAAGCAGCACCCACCGACAACGAUUCAGCACCACCAAAACUCGACCUGUCAUCCCAGCACCUCACACAGACGACAGCCACUCUCAGCAAACUAGUCACUCAGUUCCGUGCACUGGCUGACUUGGAAUCUCUCGGCAGCGCAACGAAGCCAUCAUCCCUCAAGGACACCGCCUCAGCGACCGCCAUGAAACCUGCUCCUCUCAUCGAACGCCUCUCCCACAACGAAUACAUUCCGGACGUGGAUCUAACCAAUCUCGUGAACUACCCUCCAAAACUCCGCCCAGUGCCCGUGAAACCGCUCUUCUUUGAUCUGGCAUGGAACUACAUCAAGUAUCCCGGCCAGAAACGACCCGAAGGUGAUGCAGGAGCUGAGGAGGACGUACAGAUGGGAGGAGUCGGAGAGGAGGUGAAUGGAAAGGUUGAGAAGAGCGAGGAGCAGAAGCCAACGAAGAGAGGAUGGUUUGGCUUUGGCCGCUAG
Messenger RNA from Fonsecaea multimorphosa CBS 102226, 1926 nucleotides. RefSeq lists its product as uncharacterized. Gene Ontology annotation, cellular component: signal recognition particle, endoplasmic reticulum targeting. The transcript has 2 exons. The record is from RefSeq and is a predicted model, not a curated record. Bases 1 to 1926 code for a protein of 641 amino acids. NCBI's taxonomy places the organism in Eukaryota, Fungi, Ascomycota, Eurotiomycetes, Chaetothyriales, Herpotrichiellaceae. Gene Ontology annotation, molecular function: endoplasmic reticulum signal sequence receptor activity; signal recognition particle binding; 7S RNA binding. Gene Ontology annotation, biological process: SRP-dependent cotranslational protein targeting to membrane.